AUGUCUCCAGAACGAAAUCAACCCCCGCCUGAGCUGGUGCACGUUCACCACAAGCCCCGUUCUCUAGACGACACGAUCGAGCAAUAUUUGGGUGGUUUCGGGUCGAGACAGUUUCUCCAAACCAUCUUAGUCUCGUUUGCGUGGUUUUUUGACGCGCAACAAACUUUUAUCGCUGUUUUCACCGAUAAGGAGCCUAAAUGGAGCUGCAACAAUAAUAGUAGCUUCCCAUGCGAAAAAAUUACUAAUGUUGACUUGUUGUGCAAGCUUCCGAGGAACUCAUCUUCACUAUCCUGGGAUUCUCCGGUGCACGCGUCCAUUGUAUCCGAGUGGUCCCUCCAAUGCGCUAGCCCCUUCAUCAGAGGCUUGCCUUCCUCAUCCUUUCUGUUGGGCUGCCUUGUUGGCGGACUUGUGCUCGCAACUCUGGCGGACUCAAACAUGGGCCGCAAAAACACGUUGAUCCUCUCUUCCUUGAUCAUGUCCGUAUCCGGGGGACUGACUGCAAUUUCUACGAAUAUUUGGAUGUACGCCGGAUUUCGAUUCCUGAGCGGGUUCGGACGGUCCACGAUAGGGACGAGCGCGUUCGUCCUCGCAAGCGAACUCGUGGGGAAAAAGUGGAGGGGCAAAAUUGGGAUAAUGGGUUUUUCGUGUUUCACGUUGGGCUUCAUGUCUCUCCCGCUCGUAGCUUUUCUACUGAGGUGGUCGUCCUGGAGGUUGAUUUAUUUCUACACGACUUGUCCGUGCAUUUUUUACUCUUUGCUAGUGUGUGUUUUCGCGUACGAGUCUCCGAGAUGGCUUUUCAUCAAGGGGAAAAGAGAAGAAUUUACCAAAACUAUAACACACUUGACGAGAUGCAGAAGCAGCAUUUCGCCCAGUGUGGAGUGGACGGAAAAAGUAACGGAAGGCAAUAGUAGUAGUAGUAAUACCUUUUCUUCUGCGUUGAAGAUGUUAGUUAGUAAAAAUUGGGCCUUAAAGCGUUUACUAGUCUUGAUGAUUGUGGGGUUUGGCAACGGCAUGGCCUACUAUGGAAGCCCAUUGGGCCUCGAUGGCUUGCCAUUCAACCUCUACGUGAGUGUCGCCUUAAAUGCGUUGGUCGAGUUGUUAGCCGCGUGGAUCAUGGUUUUCGUGAUAGAGAAGUUGAAGAGGAAAAAUUGGUUGGUCGGGUUGUCUUUAUUUAGCGGGGUGUGUGGAUUGGUGGGGAUUUUUGCGCGGUUGAACGAGAUUCAGAUAGGGUUGGAAUUGGUGUUUUUUUUUAGUAUGUGCAUGGCGUUUGAUGUUUUCAUGAUCUACGUGUCGGAAUUGUUCCCGACGUGCGUUAGAAACUCGGCAGUGUCGAUGGUGAGGGUGGCUGGCUUGCUCGGUGGGUUUUUGGGCCCGAUGCUUGUGGCGGUCGGAAGAAGGGUAAAUGGGCUCUUGUGCUAUGCAGUGUUUGGGUUAACCUUAUCGUUGACCGUAUUGUUUGUUGUCCUGGUGCCUGAAACUAACGGGAAGACAUUGUGUGAUACAAUGGAGGAAGAAGAAGAAGACGAGUACGCACGUUGA
This is a messenger RNA of Striga hermonthica, 1539 nucleotides long. Lineage: Eukaryota; Viridiplantae; Streptophyta; Magnoliopsida; Lamiales; Orobanchaceae. The record is from the annotation of a GenBank genome assembly.